ACUACUGCGUCAGUUCCGUCAGAACCACAGAAGAAGAAGGAGGAGCAGGAGGAGCAGCCGGAAGUGUGUAGCAGCAGAGAUUAGCCUGUUAGCCUGCAGGCUAACGGUGUGUUAUGAGGCUCAUCAGCUGAGGUGUCCUGUGAUGACGUCAUUCUUCCUGUCAGGCCUCACUUAUUACAGGAGCUCUGAUGAUGUCACAGGUGUUGCUCUAAGCCCCGCCUCCUGUGUGCAGGUGUGUGACCCGUGCUGACCUCAGCGGGCGUUGCCGUGGGCGAUGGCUCUGAUUGAAGGCGUGGGUGACGAGGUGACGCUGCUGUUCGCCUCCCUGCUGCUCCUCCUCGUGCUGCUGCUGGCCUGGAUCUCCACCCGCACCUCGGAGCCCCCGGAGCACCUGUUCACCUCCACCUCAGGCCCCGCCCCCUCACUGAGGAGCCCCGCCCAGCAGGACACGCCCCCCUCCUCCACCAACACCUCCUCGUCAUCCUCAUCAGGAUCUGUGAGUGACAGCUCCCUGACAGAAGGCCCGCCCACCAACACCUCCACCCAGGACAAGGAGGUGGGGAGGGGAGGGGGUGAGGGGGGAGGAGAUGGUGUGAGGAGCACAGGAGGAGCAGGAGGAGAAGGAGGAGAAGGAGGAGAAGGAGCAGAGCCUUCGUCCUCUCAGAGGAACAUGGUGGUCCGACUCAAGUUUCUGAACGACACAGAGAGAACAGCUCAGGUCCAACCACAAGACACCAUCGGGUACAUCAAGAGGACCUACUUUGCGGGUCAGGAGCAGCAGGUCCGGUUGAUCUAUCAGGGUCAGCUGCUGCAGGAUGACACUCAGACUCUGGCCUCUCUGAACCUGGUCCAUAACUGCGUCCUGCAUUGUCACAUCUCUCAGCACGCAGGUCGCGGGGCGGCGACUGGGCCGCGGCCCGCUGACCAGGUGCAGGUGGCUCUGAAUGUGGGCAGCCUGAUGGUGCCACUGCUGGUUCUCAUGCUGUCCGUGCUGUGGUACUGUCAGAUCCAGUACCGGCAGUUCUUCACCGCCCCAGCCACCGCCUCGCUGGUCGGAGUCACCAUCUUCCUCAGCUUGGUGGCCUUCGGAGUCUACCGCCGCUAGCUGCUCUCUGAUUGGCCGCUGCCUCCGUCAGCCGGGUGGAGCCGGCCUGGACUCAAACCUGUGGCGUUAAUCGGACCUGAUAGCUAAUGUUUGAUCUGUGUUUCCAUGGAGACGGCGAGUGUUAACAAGGACGUUUUCUUUUUUUAGAUCAUCCGUAGGUUCUCAUCAUCGUGCCUCUUUCUGUUUGUUCUGGUCCUGAAGAUGGGUCGGUGUCAGACUAGCACCAGACUGUGGACCGGACCGGACCGGUCUGUCUGUAAAUGAAAUGAGCUUUUGAAGAGAGAGAUUCUAUUAAACGGUUUAUUUAU
Messenger RNA from Larimichthys crocea (large yellow croaker), 1413 nucleotides. RefSeq names its product transmembrane and ubiquitin-like domain containing 1 (gene tmub1). Bases 275 to 1105 code for a protein of 276 amino acids. Lineage: Eukaryota; Metazoa; Chordata; Actinopteri; Sciaenidae. Gene Ontology annotation, biological process: ERAD pathway. The transcript is spliced from 3 exons. Gene Ontology annotation, molecular function: protein binding. The record is from RefSeq and is a predicted model, not a curated record.